Messenger RNA from Piliocolobus tephrosceles (Ugandan red Colobus), 1545 nucleotides. RefSeq names its product parkin coregulated (gene PACRG). The record is from RefSeq and is a predicted model, not a curated record. Bases 267 to 1040 code for a protein of 257 amino acids. The transcript has 5 exons. Lineage: Eukaryota; Metazoa; Chordata; Mammalia; Primates; Cercopithecidae. Gene Ontology annotation, molecular function: Hsp90 protein binding; Hsp70 protein binding. Gene Ontology annotation, cellular component: vesicle; neuron projection; cytosol.
CAGUCGCUUAGCAACCGGGAGGCUUACCUUUGGAAGCUUGUUGCAGCUCUAGCUACGGUCCUGCCCUCUUCCCGCCCCACCCCUCCCCUAAACUCCCUUCACCUAGGAGCUGCCAAACAUCUGGAUCAACCUGGGCACUACAAGGGGUUGAAUUUCUACCAUUAACGCGCCUUUUGACAUUUUUUUCCCGACUUCCUGCUCACAUCCGUAAAACCCACUGAUUCUUUUACUAUACUUUUUAUGAGAACAAGACAUUUUCUAGGAAGAUGGUGGCAGAAAAAGAGACCUUGAGCUUAAACAAAUGCCCAGACAAGAUGCCGAAGAGGACCAAGCUGCUGGCACAACAGCCGCUCCCGGUGCACCAGCCUCACUCCCUGGUUUCUGAGGGCUUCACAGUCAAAGCCAUGAUGAAAAACUCAGUCGUGAGAGGUCCUCCAACGGCAGGGGCAUUUAAAGAAAGACCAACCAAGCCCACAGCAUUUCGAAAAUUCUAUGAGCGAGGUGACUUCCCAAUUGCCCUUGAGCAUGAUUCAAAAGGAAACAAAAUCGCCUGGAAGGUAGAAAUUGAGAAGCUGGAUUACCAUCAUUAUCUGCCUCUGUUUUUUGAUGGGCUUUGUGAAAUGACAUUUCCCUAUGAAUUUUUUGCUCGGCAAGGAAUCCACGACAUGCUGGAACAUGGUGGGAACAAGAUCCUACCUGUCCUUCCACAGCUCAUUAUCCCGAUAAAAAAUGCCUUGAAUCUCCGAAACCGACAGGUCAUCUGUGUCACUCUCAAGGUCCUCCAGCAUCUGGUUGUGUCAGCUGAGAUGGUGGGCAUGGCCUUGGUGCCUUAUUACCGUCAAAUCCUCCCCGUCCUGAACAUCUUUAAGAAUAUGAAUGUGAACUCCGGAGAUGGCAUUGACUACAGCCAGCAGAAGAGGGAGAAUAUUGGUGACUUGAUCCAGGAGACGCUGGAGGCCUUCGAGCGCUAUGGAGGAGAAAAUGCCUUUAUCAACAUUAAGUACGUGGUCCCAACCUAUGAGUCUUGCUUGCUAAACUAACAGUGGCAGCAGCUGGGACUUGAAGCCUCCCGUUGGUGUUGGGAUCAUCUGUCUCUGCUGCUUUUAGCAUCUCAUUCCUUGUGACUUCCACAGCUUUCUUUUCUACAGCUGCUAAAAUAGUGGCUUAUGGGCCAUUGGACUGUUAGCCCUAUUGAGAGCAAGGCUUUCCAAUACAUAAAUAGUGCCUGUUUCUUAGAUUACAAUAGUGUACUGUGCUUAUUUGUUCUAUGAGAAGAAUUGCUUCUUUAUACAGCUCCGAUAGAAGCAGGAGUCCGAGUUAAACCUUCAGUUGUAUAGACAAUAAACUAUAAUUUUCAUACGCAAUUCAGCAAUUGCUGUUCUGUGUGUGCCUGCCCUGGGGGUGAUGUCAGAGGUUGUAAAGGAAGAGUUUAUGCUGACUGCUUAAUAGGUGUUUGUCAUGGAAGAGAAGCAUCGGUUCAGCAGUGCCUCUCUAGCAGCUGUGCGGAAUAAUGUGUUUUGACAUUCAAUAAAACUGUUGAAUCUA